AUGAAGAUCUGUGUCACUGCUGAUGAUGAAGGUCAGUGUCACUCAGCUAAUGAUGAAGGUCAGUGUCACAGUGUCACUCAGCUGACGGAGCAGGUCAGUGUCACUCAGCUGAUGAUGAAGGGUCACUCAGCUGAUGAUGAAAGUCAGUGUCACUCAGCUGAUGGAGCAGGUCAUUUUCACUCAGCUGAUGAUGAAGGUCAGUGUCACUCGGCUGAUUAUGAAGGUCAGUGUCGAUCAGCUGAUGAUGAAUGUCAGUGUCACUCAACUGAAGAUGAAGGUCAGUGUCACUCGGCUGAUUAUGAAGGUCAGUGUCGAUCAGCUGAUGAUGAAUGUCAGUGUCACUUAGCUGAUGAUGAAAGUCAGUGUCACUCAGCUGAUGGAGCAGAUCAGUGUCACUCAGCUAAUGAUGAAGGUCAGUGUCACUCGGCUGAUGAUGAAGGUCAGUGUCACUCAGCUGAUGGAGCAGGUCAGGGUCACUCAGCUGAUUAUGAAGGUCAUUGUCACUCAGCUGAUUGA
This is a messenger RNA of Pecten maximus, 516 nucleotides long. RefSeq lists its product as uncharacterized. The coding region runs from base 1 to 516 and encodes 171 amino acids. NCBI's taxonomy places the organism in Eukaryota, Metazoa, Mollusca, Bivalvia, Pectinida, Pectinidae. The transcript has a single exon. The record is from RefSeq and is a predicted model, not a curated record.